Molecule: messenger RNA, 5230 nt
Organism: Stegostoma tigrinum
Lineage: Eukaryota; Metazoa; Chordata; Chondrichthyes; Orectolobiformes; Stegostomatidae
Product: dynactin subunit 1-like
Exons: 32
Coding region: 151-4020 (1289 amino acids)
Biological process (GO): nuclear migration; establishment of mitotic spindle orientation
Cellular component (GO): spindle pole; kinetochore; microtubule associated complex
Source: RefSeq, a predicted model, not a curated record
ACCCGCCGGACGCACUGACGCAGCAGAUCGGUCUGCAGCACCGGCACCGGUACAGACCGGGACAAGGAGCCCGGGGCCCGGCCACUGGCACCGGGACAGACCGGGACAAGGAGCCCGGGGCCCGGCCACCGGCACCGGGAGUGAGCGGAGAUGCGGCAGGCGGCGGUUUCGGGGCCAAGCCCCCGGCUGAGUGCAGUGAGUCCCGGUACCAAGAGGAUCUCCCACCGGACAAACAGUAGCAGAAUGAGUGGUGAGACAGGAGCCGGGAAGCCCCUCAAGGUGGGCUCACGUGUGGAAGUGAUUGGCAAGGGACAUCGUGGCACUGUCGCUUAUGUGGGUGCCACAAUGUUUGCCUCUGGCAAGUGGGUUGGAGUAAUUCUGGAUGACGCCAAGGGUAAAAAUGAUGGCACAGUGCAGGGCAAGCGAUAUUUCACUUGUGAAGAAAGUCAUGGCAUCUUUGUUCGCCAGUCCCAGAUUCAGGUUGUUGAGGAUAGCGCUGACACUACAUCCCCUGAAACGCCACAGGAGCCAUCCUCUUCAAGAAUUCCUAAACGAGAGUUGUCAGAGACACCGAAAACCAGCAAGAUGCGUGGAGCAAAGCCCAAAAAGACCCCAGCACUGAGAAAGCAACCUGCCAGACGCACCAAGUCCACCAGGACUACUGGUUCAAGUGGGACUUCACUCACACCGUCACCAUCUGGUGGUGAGCCAAGCAGCAGUGAGCCUAGUACGCCAGCACAGACUCCACUUGCUGCUCCAAUCAUCCCAACACCAGCUGGACUGCCUUCACCUCUGGUGCCUCCCCUGCUCUCCCCCAAGGAAGAGGAGACUCUCCGAACCCAGGUGAAGGAUCUUGAAGAGAAACUAGAGACUUUGAAAAUGAAGAGAAAUGAGGAUCGAGCCAAACUAAAAGAGCUGGAGAAGUUCAAGAUACAGUUUGAGCAACUGCAGGAAUGGAAACAGAAGAUGCAGGAACAGCAGAAUGAACUUCAGCGGCAACUCAAAGAGGCCAAAAAGGAAGCAAAAGAUGCCCUUGAAGCUAGAGACCGCUACAUGGAGGAGAUGGCUGACACCGCUGAUGCUAUUGAGAUGGCCACUCUAGACAAAGAGAUGGCAGAGGAGCGAGCAGAAUCUCUCCAGCAGGAGGUCGACAGCUUGAAGGAGAAAAUUGAGGAGUUGACAAUGGACCUGGAGAUCCUGAAGCAUGAGAUUGAAGAGAAAGGGACUGAUGGAGCUGCCUCCAGUUACCAGGUCAAGCAGCUCGAGGAGCAGAAUGCCCGACUGAAGGAAGCUCUUGUCAGAAUGCGGGACCUGUCUGCCUCAGAAAAGCAGGAGCAUGGCAAACUGCAGAAAGUGAUGGAGAAAAAGUGCAGUGAGCUGGAGAGCCUGAGACAGCAGCGGGAGAAACUGCUGGAGGAAAUGAAACAGGCCGAAAAGACCAUCGAUGAGCUGAAGGAACAGGUUGAUGCGGCUUUGGGAGCUGAGGAAAUGGUGGAAACUCUAACUGAACGGAAUCUGGAUCUGGAGGAGAAAGUGCGGGAACUACGAGAGACCGUCAGUGAUCUGGAAGCCAUAAAUGAAAUGAAUGACGAAUUGCAAGAGAAUGCCCGGGAAACGGAGCUGGAAUUAAGGGAACAGCUGGAUUUGGGAGCUGCUCGAGUCCGGGAAGCAGAGAAGCGAGUAGAAGCUGCUCAGGAGACAGUAGCUGAUUAUCAACAAACAAUCAAAAAGUACCGUGAACUCACCUCCCAUCUCCAGGAUGUGAACCGUGAGCUGAUGAGCCAACAAGAAGCGUCGGCCGAGAGAGAGCAGCAACCUCCACCCGAGAUCAUUGACUUCAAAAUCAAAUUUGCUGAGACCAAGGCUCAUGCAAAGGCUAUAGAGAUGGAACUGCGUAAGAUGGAAGUACAACAGGCGAAUAGACAUGUCUCCUUACUCACCUCCUUCAUGCCUGAUUCCUUCCUCCGUCAUGGCGGAGACCACGAUUCCAUUUUAGUCCUUCUCUUGAUCCCACGCCUCAUCUGCAAGGCAGAGCUGAUUAGCAAACAUGCUCAGGAGAAGUUUGAGCUGAAUGAGGAUUACAGCGAGCGUCAAGGCCUGAGGGGCGCGUUGGGUGAACAGAUGAGCUUUGGUGCCGGCCUGGUGUAUUCACUUACUCUGCUGCAGGCCACACUGCACAAAUACGAACAGGCUCUAGGACAGUGCACUGUGGAUGUCUAUAAGAAGAUUGGGGGCCUUUACCCUGAGAUGAGCGUACAUGAGCGAUCACUGGAUUUCUUCAUCGAGCUCCUUCACAAAGAUCAGUUGGACGAGACCGUCAACGUGGAGCCUCUCACCAAGGCCAUUAAAUACUAUCAGCAUCUCUACAGUAUCCACCUGUUGGAACACAGUGAGGAUUGUACAGUGCAGCUGGCAGACCACAUCAAGUUUACACAGAGUGCCCUGGAUUGUAUGGCAGUGGAGGUGGGAAGAUUGCGAUCACUCUUCCAGGCUGGGCAUGAAGCCACUGAUAUAGCCAUUCUCCUCAAGGAUCUUGGUACAUCGUGUAGUGAUAUCCGACAGUUCUGUAAGAAGGUGCGGAGAAGAAUGCCUGGCACAGACGCUCCUGGAAUUCCAUCGGCACUUUCCUUCGGUUCACAGGUAUCUGAAACGCUGCUGGAUUGCAGAAAGCACCUGAGCCGAGUCGUGGCAGUGCUACAAGAGAUGGCAGCAGCGGGAAUCCAACUCGUUGCCGCAUUACCCGAGAACGAGGGCCUGCAGCCUCGCAAACUGGAGGAAAUGGCCAGGACAGCCACAGAACAGGUAUACGGAGGACAAACUGCCAGUCCAUAUGAGUGCCUUCGCCAGUCGUGUACAGUAAUUAUUGUCACGAUGAACAAAAUGGCCACAGCCAUGCAGGAGGGCGAAUACGAUUCUGAGAAGACGUUGGUGAAGCCACCACCACCAGUUGAUCUGCGUGCUGCCGCUCUGCGUGCUGAGAUCACAGAUGCUGAGGGACUUGGACUUAAACUGGAGGAUCGAGAAACUGUCAUCAAAGAGCUGAAGAAAUCCUUGAAGAUCAAGGGUGAGGAGUUGAGUGAAGCGAGUGUACGACUUAGUCUGCUUGAGAAGAAACUGGACUGUUCCUCGAAAGAGGCUGAUGAACGAGUGGAGAAAAUUCAGACAAAACUGGAAGAGACACAGGCUCUGCUCAAAAAGAAGGAGAAGGAGUUCGAUGAAACGAUGGAUGCUCUGCAGGCUGACAUUGACCAGCUGGAAUCUGAGAAGAUGGAAUUGAAGCAACGGCUCAGCAGCCAGUCAAAACGUACGAUUGAGGGACUGAGAGGAUCACCAGGCUCUGGCAUUGCCUCCAUAGUAACAGAGGACCAGUACACAGGGACAGGUGCAGCCCAGGUGGCAGGUGGCCCUGGUCCAGUUCAGAUCAAGGAUUCGCCUUUACUCCUGCAGCACAUCGAUGCUCUCCGACUCUCUGUCAAGCAACUGAAGAAUGAGAACAACCAGUUAAAGGCUGCCCAGAUGAGAGCAGACUUAUCAGCACUGCCACCAAUCCAUGUUCCCAAGCUGUCAUUGACACCUCAGGCCCAGGAGGACGGUGCUGCAAUUGGAGCUCUGAGUAGGAAGACCCACCAGUUACUGGAAAAGCUGCAGCAAAUCAGUGCCCACGCCAAAGUGGUUGAUAUCUCGCACCGAGGCCCAGGCAGCACAGCCUCAGAGGUGAAGGGCAACCCCACAGCACAACUAUUGGAGCACCUUGUCACACUCAGACAGCUGAGUGACAGUGUCGACCACAUCAAGGAUGAAGUGGAGCGAGUCUCAGUGAACAAAGCAAAGGCCCGAGUACACUCCGAUUUUGCAACAUUCCCGCAUCCAGCCUUUACUAAGGCCAUGGAGGAGGCGAAAUUGGAUGCAGUUUGUGUGGGUAAAGUCAGCCUGUCAUGUCCACCAGGCCAAGGGAAGAUUCAUCGCAUUGUCCUGCUCCAUGAUCAACUGCAUGAACUACACAGCCGCCUGAUCUCCUAGGCAACUCCACCCUGUACCUCCUGCACUGCCCUCAGCACACAGAUCGCUAGCACUCAUCUCGCUGAUUCCUGACCUUUGUCUCAUCUAUCAGUGUGUGUGUGUGUGUCUGUGUGUGUGUGUGUGUGUGUGUGUGUGUGUGUGUGUCUGUGUGUGUGUGUGUGUGUGUACACAUAUCAGGUCAUGGACAAAGGUCUGUGGCUAUACACUACGUGUUUGAUAUUAACCUCCUACAGCCUCAGUAACUUCUGCCCUGCCCAUUCUGCAUCUCUGAUAUUUUAGCCUGACUUGCAACAUUAGAAAAGCCAGAUGCAGCAUUGCAGUCUUCCACCCAGCAACUCCUUCCCAAAUACCCAUUUCAUUCAACCAAGGUCAGAAUCUUAAUCUUGGUAAACUUUAACAAAUGUAACUUCUCACACAUCCCUUAUAAAUGAUGUUGAGGUUAAUGUGUGAUACGUUGCUGCUUGUCAGUAGCUUUGUCUCCCUUGAAUCAGUGACAGUGUUUGGACUGAGAAUGCCAGUCCCUGGUGUUGUUGUACACUGCAUUGUGAUCACUGGGGCUUUACUGCUUUCUCCAGUGAAUGGUCACUGACCUUGAUCAAAUUCUGUGCCUGAAAAACUUGCCUACUGGUCUCAGUGGAGGUGGUGGCAAGAGGAGGAUUCUGACUCAAACUGAGUGUGGACAGCAACCUACUGCUCUCUCACCCUGCCCACCCUCCUCUCUCAAAGUUCCAUGUCUUAUCCUGCCCAUCUCUCAUGCUGUCUGUCUCUGGGCCUCUUUCUCCCCCUGUGUUCAUCCUUUCAUGUCUCUCUUUAUGUAUUUCCUUAUCCCCAGCCUGCCCCUAUCUCCUUAUCCCCAGCCUUUCCCAUCUCCUUCAAUGUCUCUAUCUCCUUAUCCCCAGCCUUUCCCAUCUCCUUCAAUGUCCGUCUGUAUCCUCCACGUCCCCUUUUUCGCUGGGGAGCUGGUAUUAGUGGAGUUAGUGAUUGAAAAGCAGUGACAGGGUUGUGACCAUUGUACAGGAGACUGAAGUGAUGGCACUUAGCGGUGUUUGAGCUUGGCUCCAAUUCCUGGGUCACAGUAGUUGAGGAUAAUUUACAAUGAAUGAGUAUGUUGUAUGUCCAUUUAAACUAAACCAUAAUUAAUCACUCCAUAUGAAAUAAUGUUAUCAGAUUAAUUCUUGAAUAAAUGACCUGUUGCUUGAAUGUUCUCUAA